GAGAAAUUGGGGGAAAAAUACAUUGAGAUUGGAAGAUUCUGGUUGGAGAGUCCCUCAGAUCUAGAAUCAAUCUUUCUCCGUGACGAUGUCGAGCGACAGCGACGAGGACGAGCUUCUCCAGAUGGCGCUGAAGGAGCAAUCGCAGCGCGAUCUCAACUACGGCAAAUCUCCCAACAAUUCCCGCAAGCCCGUCGCCAACUACGUCCAACACCCUAAGAAAACCGCUGCUCCGUCCAAGCAGGCCAAAACCAGAGUCCCCGACGACGACGACGAUUCCGAGAUCGAGAUGCUCAGCAUCUCCAGCGGCGACGAGGACAACGCCAAGGAUCCCGUCGCCGCCUCCAAGACCCGCGCCGCCCCCGCCGGAAGACCGCCGCCCAUGGACGAUGAUCGCGCCUGGGACGGCGACGAGCCUAGUCGCUGGAAGCACGUUAACGAGUCUGAGCUUGCUCGUAGGGUUCGUGAAAUGAGGGAAACAAGAACAGCACCUGUGGCUCAAAAGUUUGAAAGGAAACCUUCUGCAUUGGGGGUUAGAAAGGGGCUUACUUACUUACAGUCAUUCCCUCGUGGCAUGGAGUGUGUUGACCCACUGGGGUUGGGGAUCAUAGACAACAGAACACUAAGGUUGAUCACUGAGAAUUCAGACAGUUCUCCUAAGAUUGACAAGGAUAAUCAGGAUGGCAUGCUACGUGAAAAAUUGCUGUAUUUUUCGGAGAACUUUGAUGCAAAGCUCUUCUUAUCACGGAUACACAGUAAUACCAGUGCCGCUGAUCUGGAGGCUGGUGCACUUUCUUUGAAAACUGAUUUCAAAAGUCGUACCGAGCAGAGAAAGCAGUUGGUUAAGGACAACUUUGACUGCUUUGUUUCUUGCAAAACAACAAUUGAUGAUAUUGAGUCAAAGUUAAGGCGGAUUGAGGAAGACCCUGAAGGGUCUGGGACCUCUCAUUUGUUUGAAAUUAUUCAGGGAGUCAGUUUGCAGGCUAAUCGGGCUUUGAAGCCUUUAUUUGAGAGACAGGCUCAAGCAGAAAAAAUUAGGACUGUCCAAGGUAUGCUACAGAGGUUUCGGACGCUUUUCAACCUACCAAGUACUAUCCGUGGCAGCAUUAGCAAGGGUGAAUAUGAUUUGGCAGUCAGGGAGUACAAGAAGGCCAAAUCAAUUGCUCUGCCCUCCCAUAUUCAGGUAGGUAUCCUAAAACGUGUUCUCGAAGAGGUUGAGAAGGUGAUGAAUGAGUUCAAGUCUAUGCUUUUCAAGUCUAUGGAAGAUCCACAGAUAGAUCUGACAAAUCUUGAGAAUACUGUGAGGUUACUGUUGGAUUUGGAGCCGGAGUCAGAUCCAGUAUGGCAUUAUUUGAAUAUACAGAAUCAGAGAAUCCGUGGUCUGCUCGAGAAGUGUACUUUAGACCAUGAGUCUAGAAUGGAAAAUUUGCAUAAUGAGUUGCGUGAAAGGGCUCUUUCUGAUGCAAGAUGGAGGCAGAUUCAAGAAGAUAUGAAUGAAUCUUCAGAUAUCAACAACUAUCCUAUUGGUGAUACCUAUCCUACGGUCCAGUCUCAUCCAGCAGAUCUAACUGGUGAAGAGGUUGAUAGUUUAAGAGGAAGGUAUUUCCACAGAUUAACCGCUGUAAUCAUCCAUCAUAUACCAGCUUUCUGGAAGAUUGCACUCUCUAUUUUCAGUGGAAAAUUUGCCAAGUCUUCCCAAGUUCCCACUGAUUCAAAUUCCAACAGUUCUGCAAAUAAAAUCGAAGAAAAAGCUGGAGAUGGGAAAUACUCUGGUCAUUCUCUUGAUGAAGUUGCAGCAAUGAUAUGCAGCACAAUAUCACUGUAUGGAGGAAAGGUUACUAACAUUUUUCAUGAACUAGAGGAAUCAAAUGUCCUCCGGUCCUACAUGAGUGAUGCCAUAGAAGAUAUAUCUAAAGCAUGUGCAGCUUUGGAACUGAAGGAAGCUGCUCCGCCAAUUGCUGUUGGUGCUAUCCGAGCACUGCAAUCAGAAAUUAUAAGGAUUUACGUACUGAGGCUUUGCUCUUGGAUGCGAGCAUCUGUUGAAGAGGUUUCAAAGGAUGUGACAUGGGUUAUUGUUUCAAUUCUUGAAAGAAACAAAUCCCCAUAUGCAAUCUCAUACAUGCCUUUAAUGUUCCGUUCAGUUGUAGCCUCAGCAAUGGAUCAAAUCAAUUCAAUGCUUCAGUCCUUAAGUAAUGAGGCAACAAAGUCAGAGGAUAUGUUUAUGCAACUUCAAGAAGUUCAAGAAUCUGUCAGACUUGCAUUUCUAAACUGCUUUCUGGAUUUUGCUGGUAAUUUACAGAGUAUUGGAAUCGAACUUGGCCAAAAUAGAUCAGACAAAGAUGGCUCCCUGUUACCAAAUGGGUAUACACAUCAAUUGGAAGAAAAUUCUCUUUCUGAUCUUCAUGGAGGUGUUACUGAUCCCCAUCAACAGUUAUUGAUUGUUCUAAGCAAUAUUGGAUAUUGCAAAGAUGAACUUUCUUAUGAGUUGUAUGACAAAUAUAGACACAUAUGGCUGCAUUCCAGGGGGAAGGAUGAAGAAAACAGUGAUGUAAAAGAUCUUGGGAUAUGUUUCUCAGGGCUUGAAGAGAAGGUCCUGGAACAAUAUACUUUUGCAAAGGCAAACUUGAUCAGAUCUUCUGCCACAAAUUAUCUAUUGAAUUCUGGCAUUCAGUGGGGAGCAGCGCCUGCAGUUAAAGGUGUCCGUGAUGCAGCAGUUGAGUUGCUGCACACGUUGGUUGCUGUGCAUGCAGAGGUUUUUGCUGGUGCCAAACCUCUCUUGGAUAAAACACUUGGCAUUCUUGUAGAAGGCUUGAUUGACACAUUCAUCAGCAUUUUUCAUGAAAAUGAAAAUACAGAUCUUAGUGCACUUGAUACAAAUGGAUUCUGUCAGCUCAUGCUUGAGCUGGAGUACUUUGAGACUAUAUUAAACCCAUAUUUUACAUCUGAUGCAAGAGAUUCCUUGAAGUCUUUACAAGGAUUACUUUUGGAAAAAGCCACAGAGAGUGUGACUGAUGCUGUCGACAAUCCAGGACAUCAUCGUCGGCCAACUCGUGGUAGUGAAGAUGCAGUUGCAGAUGAUAAACAAGGAACAACUGUAUCACCCGAUGAGCUCAUUUCUCUUGCGCAGCAGUACAGCUCCGAGUUCCUUCACACAGAGCUUGAGAGGACACGCAUUAACACAGCGUGCUUUGCAGAAUCUAUUCCUUUGGACACUGUGCCAGAACCAGCCAAAUCUGCCUACUCUCCCUUCAGGAACUCGAUGGAUUCUCCUAGCAGAAACUACAGAGGUGCCCAUAACAUUGGAUCCUCUGGUUUCUCUCGGCAUAGACAUUCAUGAGUAUAAAUUAACACCCUUAUUCUUUAGUCUGUCUGCCAUUAUGUAUUUAUUGUAGUAUAUUUUUUGUUUAGUAGUUAAUGAAAAUUUGUAUUCUUUGCACUGUUAUCUCCUUGUAAAGGUGGAUGACAAUUACCACAUAAUGAGUUUUGGAAUGUAUGUCGGAGUUCCUGUAUGCCAACAGCCAACCCAAGUGCACUAAGUUUUGUCAUUUGAGUUUUAAAUGUGGAUUAUUUGUUUAGCUGAA
This is a messenger RNA of Cajanus cajan (pigeon pea), 3578 nucleotides long. Its product is annotated as exocyst complex component SEC5A. Lineage: Eukaryota; Viridiplantae; Streptophyta; Magnoliopsida; Fabales; Fabaceae. The record is from RefSeq and is a predicted model, not a curated record. Gene Ontology annotation, cellular component: exocyst. Gene Ontology annotation, biological process: exocytosis; Golgi to plasma membrane transport.